Molecule: messenger RNA, 2629 nt
Organism: Westerdykella ornata
Lineage: Eukaryota; Fungi; Ascomycota; Dothideomycetes; Pleosporales; Sporormiaceae
Product: TRP-domain-containing protein
Exons: 3
Coding region: 399-2618 (739 amino acids)
Biological process (GO): fungal-type cell wall biogenesis; transmembrane transport
Source: RefSeq, a predicted model, not a curated record
AAACCUUGCCGUCACCACAAUCUUCUCCCUCCACCUCUCUCCCUUUCCCUUCCGCUCCUCGCAACUGCGACUGUGCUACCCCCUCGUCUCCGUCGUUUGUCUCUCGUUUCGUCUUUCGCUUUCUCUCUCGCCAACCCGUCGCCCGCUUUCCGACCCUUCCUCUCGUUCCCAACUUCUCGCUUUCUCACGACCCCUGGCACGACGAGGUUGAUCCUGCGCGCCUAUACACCAGUUUAAUCAAACCUCAAGCUCCGUUGCUCCAUCGUCUCCUAUUCCAGUUUCUACCCAACCCCAUCGCAUCCUCGUUUCGUUUUACACCCUCAGACGUUUCGAAAACCCAUCGACUGCACCCUAGGCUUGGGAGACAUCGCCCUCAGGCGGGCAUCUAGUCCUGCAUCAUGAGAGUCCAUACCACAUAUUCCGCCAUGCUCGCUCCCUUCAUAUUGCUCGCCUCCGCCCCCUUGGGUGCCUUGGCUGGCGACGUCCUCAAAACCGAUGGCUACAGCUCCUGUCAGGAAAACUCGGACAUCAAGGUCAACAAGCUGGACCUCGAGUUCGACCGGUCAACCAAAAAGAUCACGUUCGAUGUAGCGGGAUCCAGCUCCAAGUCACAGAAGGUCGUGGCCGUCCUGACGGUCAAAGCCUACGGCCAGGAGGUGUACAAGAAUGAGUUCAACCCCUGCGACGACAACACAAAGAUGGAAGAACUGUGCCCAGUACCCGAAGGCAACUUCGCUGCCAAAGGCGUCCAGACCAUUCCCGAUUCCUACAUAUCCCAGAUCCCAUCCAUCGCAUUCAAUGUCCCCGAUCUCGACAGCCAGGCCACCAUGCAGCUGAAAGCCCUUGACGGAGAGGAGCAGUUGGCUUGCAUUACCUCGCAAGUCGGCAAUGGAAAGUCGCUUACAGUCCCUGGAGUCUCCUAUGUCGCCGCUGGCAUUGCCGGUGCUGCUCUGAUCGUCUCGGGUAUUUCCGCUCUCGCCAGCGCAGGAAACGCAGGUGUCGCUACUUCCAGCCCCACCUUCUUCGAAGUCAUCGGCUGGUUCCAGUCCAUGUCACUCAACGGCAUGAUGAGUGUCCAAUAUCCUGGCGUCUAUCGAAGCUUCUCCAAGAACUUCGCCUUCAGCACCGGUCUGAUCCAGUGGGAAAGCAUGGAGAAGUCCAUUGACAGUUUCCGCAAUAAAACCGGGGGCAAUCUCACCACUGACAGCGUGGAAUUCCUGAAGAAGGCCACUCUGGUCAACAAGGAUACCUCAGUGAACAUCACCAAGCGUGCACUCGACACUGUACUGCUCUGGACUCGGGAUGAGCUGAGCACUAAUGUUAAUGGCACCCAACCCGCGAGCGAGGAGAAGAGCGAAUUCAUGCUCGCAGUUGAAGGCAUGCAGCGAUACGUUGCGGAGCUCAUGAUACCCAACGGAAACACGUUCAUGACCGUCUUGCUCAUCUUUGCCAUCGUUGUGGCAGCAAUCACCGUCGGCAUUCUCCUCUUCAAGGUCAUAUUGGAGUCGUGGGCGCUCUGCGGCAAAUUCCCCGAACGCCUCACCAACUUUCGCAAGAGGUACUGGUGGACCUUGGCCAAGACAAUCACCAAUCUGAUCUUGCUCCUGUACGGCAUCUGGACCUUGUAUUGCGUCUACCAGUUUAGGCGCGGAGACUCGUGGGCGGCCAAGACGUUAGCCGGCGUGACGCUUGUCAUCUUCACAGCAAUCCUGGCUUUCUUUACCUGGAAGAUCUGGAGCAUCGCGAACAAAUUCAAGAAGAUGGAAGGCGACUCCUCGGCCCUGUAUGAGAACAAGGAGGUCUGGAGAAAGUACAGCAUCUUCUACGAAAACUACAAAAAGAGCUACUGGUGGCUCUUUGUGCCACUGAUCGUGUACAUGUUCGCUCGAGGCUGCGUCAUCGCCGGCGCAGAUGGCCAUGGUCUUGCUCAGGCUUCUGGUCAACUCAUUGUCGAAGCCCUCCUGCUCGUUCUUCUGCUCUGGAUCCGGCCCUACUCUCUCAAGUCUGGGAACUGGAUCAACAUCGUCAUCCAGGUCGUUCGCGUGCUGUCAGUUGUCUGCAUUUUGGUGUUUGUUGAAGAGCUUGGUGUUGCGCAGACUACCAAGACCGUUACCGGUCUCGUCCUCGUUGUCAUGCAGGCUGUGUUGACAGGAAUCCUCGCAAUCCUGAUUGCAGUCAACGCCAUCAUCAUCUGCUGCCGUGACAAUCCUCACCGCAAGAAGCGGAAGGAAGCGGAAAAAAUGCGCGACCUCGAUAACCUGACGCCCCUGGACGCUCGCAACUCGCUCCUCAUGGAUCCACAGGAAUACAAGAAAGCUUCGACAUGGCGCAACUCGCGCGGCUACGAAUCGGUGCCCCUCUCCGAGCAGCCCACGGCCUACGAGGGCGCCCGGCUCUUUUCCGAUAACCAGCACCUCCUCGCUGACACGGCCAGCAUGGGAGGAAGGAGCCACAGCCACACCCGCAGUCUGAGCGGGGAGCGAAGUGACAGUCCGACUCGGGCACCUCGCUUGCCUGAGAUCGAUCUAGGUACUGCUCAGCACAGCGGGUUUGGGUACAGCGGCGGUCAUGAAGCAGGCUAUAACCAGCAAGGAGGGUACCGAGGCCAUGCCUACUAGGCAGCUUCCCU